Messenger RNA from Aspergillus aculeatus ATCC 16872, 858 nucleotides. Its product is annotated as ADP-ribosylation factor-like protein. The transcript has 6 exons. Gene Ontology annotation, cellular component: lysosomal membrane. Gene Ontology annotation, biological process: protein transport. The record is from RefSeq and is a predicted model, not a curated record. Lineage: Eukaryota; Fungi; Ascomycota; Eurotiomycetes; Eurotiales; Aspergillaceae. Gene Ontology annotation, molecular function: GTPase activity; GTP binding. The coding region runs from base 307 to 858 and encodes 183 amino acids.
UUUGCUCGCUGCGACAGAUUUCUACCUUCCUACUCCUUCUUCUUCUUCUUCUUCUUCUCCUCUGUUUUGUUGGAACACGGCGGCUCUCCCUUCGAACGGCAAUCCCCACCCCACGGUGUCCCAGCACCUUAGCACACCGUACACAGCGUCCGUGUGUCCUUGGAAACUCGAUAUCACCGCCCACACCCCGGUUGUCGAUCGCCCACCAGCCGAGCCAAGCUGCAGUUUUCCACUUGCUCUUUUUGCAACACAACAUAUUAGGAAAUUCCGACCACCACUUUUCCUUCUCAAUUUCUCACUACCAAUAUGGCGGGUAUCUUUCGAACGAUCUAUGACUGGCUUCUGAGGAUGUUCUGGGCAACGGAGAUGGAUGUCACCAUGAUUGGGCUCCAAAAUGCAGGAAAGUCUUCUUUGUUGCGUGUUCUUGCGGGCGGGGAGUUCACUGUAGAUUCGAUCCCCACCAUUGGGUUCAACACAAAGCGUGUCCAAAAAGGACAUGUGACUUUGAAGUGCUGGGAUCUGGGGGGCCAGCCGCGAUUCCGACCGAUGUGGGAGCGGUAUUGUCGAGGCGUUAAUGCGAUCGUUUACAUUGUGGAUGCGGCAGAUCGCGCCGCUCUGCCAGUCGCAACGGAAGAGCUGCAUGACCUGAUGAAAAAGUCCACGCUCGAUGGGAUCCCCCUCCUCGUGCUGGGGAACAAAUCGGAUCUCCCCAAUAAGUUGUCGGUGGAUGAUCUGAUCGAAGCGAUGGACUUGAAAUCCAUUACCCACCGGGAGGUGAGCUGUUAUGGUAUCAGCGCAAAAGAAGAAACCAACCUCGAUGCAGUUCUGCAUUGGUUAAUCGCCCGUGCCAGCCGGUAG